Molecule: messenger RNA, 1398 nt
Organism: Pseudo-nitzschia multistriata
Lineage: Eukaryota; Bacillariophyta; Bacillariophyceae; Bacillariales; Bacillariaceae
Source: the annotation of a GenBank genome assembly
CGCUGCAACUGUAGUAGAGUGCUUCGAAGCAAACCAGGAAAGAUCCACCGAAUUUCUCAUCUAUCUAGCCAGAGUAUCAAUCCAUCCAUUUUCCUCGAAAACAACACAACGGGACCCAUGAGGACACUGGUAUUACACGCGCACCAUCGACGUGAGAACCUCCCGAGAUUGUCGUCCGGUCUUGCUCUCUUUCCGUCGCUCCUGCUAGUGCUGACGCUGUUGUCUUUUUCGGAAGCAAAUCCUUGGUCCGCUUCCUCCAGCCUGGAACGGACCACCAGGCCGACAUCCCAUUCGCAGACGCCGCCCCAGCGGCGGUUGUGGCGACGAUCGCUCCCCCUGACCUUGCACGUCAUCAACCUCGACCGGGACACCGAGCGCUGGGAGACGGUGGUCACCGAGCUGGUGGCCAAGGGGGUUCCGAGGAAGCGCAUCCGCCGUGUGUCGGCCGUCAGCGGGAGGGACCUCUCGCCCGGCGACCUCCGGGCCAACACGACGAGGGUGGCCCGGACCGUCUGCACGCCCGGAACGAUCGGCUGUUUUCUGUCCCACCGGAAAGUCUGGCAGGAGACCGAGGACGGCCCCGAGCCCUACCGGGUCGUCCUCGAGGACGACGUCGUCGUGGCCCCCGGCUUUCUCGAAAAGGUCCGAACCGUCGUCCGGGAAAUCGACGAGGCCUGCGAGGAGACCAGGGACGGGAACUGGGACGUGGUCUUUCUCGGGGCCCUGGGAUGCGUCCAUCCGGAAGGGAGGCACGGCCUCAACCGGAUCGCCGCGUUCUUUGCCGGGGGCGGCCGGGUCCCGAGGCGGACCCUGGAGGGGGCCCCGCACUGCCACGUCCCGCGGCGGCCGCUGGGGGCCCACGCCUUCGUCCUCUCCAAGCGGGGCGCGGGCAAGCUCCUGAAGGGCUGCUCCAGGGCCUCGGGGCACGUCGACGUCGUCGCCUGGGGAAUGCCGGACCUCGGGGUCGUGUCGGUCCACCCGAUGCUGGCGCACCAGAACAACACCGGGUCCCCGUCGACGAUCGGGGCCGUCACGGGGGGCAUCGAAACGAGGAUCCCAAACCUGGUGGUGGACCCCUACACCGGGCUGGUCCUCGAAUGGAUCUACAACGCCCCGGUCUUGUCCCUCGGGCCGGUGCUGCUCACCAUGGGCCGGUCCGUCCUCUUUGUCCUCGGGGGCUACCUGGCGUCGGCGCUCCUCUACAACAAGUGCCCCUGGCUGAUCGUCUUGCACUCGAUCGUCGUGGCAAUCCUGGUGGCGCUCACCAAGGCCACGACGCUGCGGCACGGAAGGGGGGACGAAACGAGCGGGGUCGAAGCAUAGCCAGACGAUAAAGGGAUUUGCUAUUAGAAAGGCAUACCAAGCCGUUCGAGGUGUAAAUAAUAAUGUAUGCUUUUG